CUCCUCGGGGCAGACGACGACGACGGUGACGAUGUUCGAGGGGGCUAUAGCGGCAUUUUUGAACCGCCUGCUGGGCAGGUACGUGGAGGAUCUGGAUACGGAGCAAUUCAAUGUCGGUAUUUUCUCCGGGGAUACGUGCCUCACCGACCUGAAACUGAAACCCGAGGCUCUGUAUCAACUGGGAUUACCUAUUAGAGUAGAGAUUGGCUUGAUAGGAAAAAUUAUUUUGAAAAUACCAUGGUCUGGACUUUUCUCGCAACCCAUUGUGAUAUGCAUAGAGGAUGUAUACGCAGUAGCAGUACCUGCAUUAUCUGGACCAUAUGACCCAGAGAUACAGAAACGUUUAAUAAGAGCAGAAAAAAAGAAGAUACUCGAGGAUCUUAGAGACAAUGAAAUAUUUAGAGCUGGUCUACCUCCACAACUAUUCGAUGGUCUAUUGGCGUCAGUCACAAAAAACUUUCAGAUUACUAUAAAUAAUGUACAUAUUAGAUAUGAAGAGAAAAUAUUGCGCAACUUUCUUUGUGCCUGUGGUAUAUGUAUACAAAGUAUAUCCAUAACUACUACCAACAACAAAUGGAAGCCUGGGGUGUGUGCUACAAACUCGCAAACGGUGUACCAGCUUAUACGCGCGGAAUCGCUCAGUGUGUACAUGGAUCACGACACUGAAUCCUGCAUAAAUGUUCAGGGUAAUUGGGACAUGUCCAAUUUGCUCGCGUGGAAAAUCACGAUGCAUAGAGCUCUGCAGACGUUUGGGAUGAAGAACAAGGAGUUUCAGUUUUUGUUGAAGCCGUUCACAGCAAAGAUUAAAGUCAUCAUACACAAAGGCACAGAAAUGCAAGCUUCACGUAUGUUAGUCGAUAUUGUACUCCAGGAUGUAGCGAUGCAAUUAUCCGAAGCGCAAUACGCCACUUUUUGUCAUAUUCAUGACUCUUUACUACGCGCAACUAUUAACAGACCAUAUGCUAAAUAUCGCCCUGAAAAAACCGUGUACGAGGAAUCGUCAGCUUGGUGGAAAUAUGCAUAUAAUUUUGUUCUGAAUCAUUAUAUUAAGCCGUACACUUGGUCAUGUAUAGCCAAACACAGAGAAAAUUACAGAAAAUACAAAGAGACAUGUAUCCAAAGUUUGCAACGACCAAAUGAUACAGAGUUGAAACUGGAUAUGCAAAAACAGGAAGACAACUUGACAAUAUUAAAUAUAGUGAUUGCAAGAGAGCACGCUAGACAGGAAUUGAGAAACAAGGAUAUUGAGCGAGAGUGCCAAAUCACAACAACGAGUCCAUCGAAAGAAGUCAAUGCGGAAACCAUAUUACCGGAUGAUAACGAUCAAACACAAGAUAAAACAAAUCAAUGCAACAAAGGUGAAAAUCAAAAUUCAUUGCCGGAUAUAACGCAAAAUUCAUCAGUUUCAAAGAUAAAACCAGGGAAGUCCCUGAAACAAAUCGAUUAUAAAUUAAACUUUACUUUGGCAAAUUGUUGCCUGAGUCUUUUAAGCAAAGGCAAAGAAAUGCUGAUCGUAACUGUCACGCAAUUUCUGACAAGUAUUGAGGCACGGCCUACAUUAUUAGCUUUCAAGAUAUCUGUUCGUGCUGAAAGUUUUGUAAUUGAAGCUAUAUCAACUGAUGGUGAUUUGGUUCCUUUGAUUACAGUGGAUAACGUGUUAACAGGAAAUGUGUCUACGUAUUUUUUGGCGAUAGAUUUUGAGAAAAAUGGAUUAAAUAUGGAUCCUAUUUUCGAAGUGUCCAUAAAGCUGGAAGCCAUUGAAGUGACUUAUCAUCACUUUGCAAUAGUGGAAAUUAUAAAUUUUUUCAAAUUUAAUACCAAUUACCUUUACGAUACGAUUCGCGGAGCAUACAAACUGUGGGACUGCGUCAAAAGAAGAUAUCUGAACUUUGUGGAUGAUAUCGUCUCACAGACAUUGAGAAUCAGUUUUAAAAUUGACAUCAAAAGUCCUUACAUCAUAUUUCCCGAACACGGAUCAGUUCAAAAAGGAGGGCAUAUACUUGUUUUGGAUCUCGGUAACAUAACGUUGACCAACGAGCUUCAAGCAACGAAUUUGCAAUUGGAGGAUGCUACUCUCAUGGAACUAGAAGAAUUACUAUAUGACAGACUCAAUAUGAUGUUCUCCGGUGCGCAAAUUUUAUUUUGUCAUUCGGGCGAUGAUUGGCGCUUAGCGAGAAAACGUAGUGAUUCAGAGUAUCAUUUGUUACCUAAGUUGCAAGCAAACGUGACACUCUCAUACAGUAUUAGACCCGAAUAUCGUCAAUUACCACGGACAAAACUCAAUGUACACAUCUCGAACAUGAAGUUUAAUCUAUCGGAAAAUAAAUUGCGACUGCUGGCGUAUUUUCUGAAUAAAUUGCUAGUUCUGUACGAGAACAAUAUUGAGAAAUAUAAAGCUACCGUAAAAAAUUCAAUUUCCGGACGAAAAUCUAGUAUUGUUUUUAUUUCUACGAAAGAAUUGAUGAAAGUACAAUCCAGCGUAUGCUUGCCAUCUGUCAUAAUGGUGCAUAGUGAUUUUAAACCUGUCAUUAAGGAAGUUGUCACUAAUAAUGUACCAAAGCUUGAUAGGAGUGUCGUCUCUUCGGAAGUUAGUGAAGAGGAUUUAGAAUUGUUAUCUAAAACGAUUAACUUGUCCGGAUUUGACGAUAAUAUAUCUCCGUGUAAUCACAUUAAUUUGUUACUUCGAUUUGCUAUAGGAGAGUUCUCCGUAAAUCUGGAAGAUAUGGCGGAUAGCCGAGAACAGCCUUAUUUAAAUUUGAGAUUGCAUACCUUGUACUACGAAACAGCUAUAAUGGAAUAUGGCGUUGCCGUUCAGUUUGGUAUCGGGUCAAUUUUUCUGGUCGAUAAGACAAACGCUGGCGUUACGGGAUCUUAUCUGGAACUGAUAUCCACUGACGAGUCUUACGAAGUCCUCGUUGUGUCGUAUCGCAAGGUUAAAUCAAAUUGUCCCGAUUUCAAGUCGCAUUUUAAAAACAUUGAACGCUCGCUGGUUGUAAAUUUGCUGAAUAUUAAUGUAAACUUUCAUAGAUCCGCAUUGUUGAAAAUGAAAAAUUACUGGAAUAAAUUUCAAUCUGUAUGUCAAGAUACUCUCUUAUUCAAGUACGCUGAGAAGGUGUGCAGUAAUAUUAUGAAAUGGGAACAGCGGGAUAUUGAUCCACCUAUCCCACCGGGUGCAAUUAAAUUGAAUUAUUCAACUAGACUCAGCUCGUUGGUAGUGAGAUUUUGCGACAAGGAUAUAGAUUUAAUGCAAGUUAAGAUUUUGGGUUUGGAAAAUGAUUGUAUCUACAAUGCGAACGAAAGAAUGGUGUUGCGCGCACAUCUUAGGAGCAUAGUUGCUGAAGAUUUGAUUGAUGAUACGCUUUACUCCAAAAUUUUGACGACCGACGAAGAUAAAGUUUUUGAUCUGAAAUACGUUAGACACACUCCAAGAUUAUAUAAAUGUUCAGAUAUCGAUACAAAUCAGGAUGAUGUGAUGUCGGAUGGUACCUUCAAGCUUUCUAUUGGACGAAUAAAUUGCAUAAUCAUUUCUAAAAUUCUAUAUGAUUUACGGAAUUUUAUAAUACCGUUUACUUCCACACAUUACACGCGUUUUUUGUAUUACCUGAAAAAUAAAUUCGUUGGAGGAAUUGAACUGUUUAAGAGAAGCGCGACGAAAUUGCAUAUUUUUAUCGAUAUACAAGGGCCUACUUUUUUACUACCACAAAAGAAAGAUGCCCCCAGUCUUUUGGUUUUUGAUACAGGCAUAUUAUCGGUUGAAAAUUUUUUUAAGAAUAGUGGACAGUCGAUCAAAGCAAUCGCUAGCGAUAACAAUCAAUUAAUAAUCGAUAAUAUUUUGGUUAAAUUAAAAUCUAUGACUGUGUCUAGAGCAAUUAUGACAUUGACUCGAGAUUUAGAAGUUCAGGAACCCAUUAUCGAGCCUAUACAAAUUCAGUUUGAUAUCAAGAGAAAAACGGAAUACCGUAGCAUUAUUGAAUUUCAAACUUAUGGUUUAUUCAAUGUACAAGGGGCUAUUGAUGUCGUAAAUAUAAACCUAAGUCAGAGGGAUCUCAAAUCCCUCAUAUCAGUGUGGCAAGAUAAUAUUUCCAAGAUACCACUGCUUAAGAAAAUUGGUGAGAACGAAGAUAGAACUUUGACGCAAGAUUCCCAAAAGAAUAGUAACCACGACGAUGUUAUGGUAAAGAAACUGGAAAACUUCUUAACGCACAAUGAAACAGCACUGUGCGAAAUCAACAUAAAACUUGCGUUGGAGGGUUUGCAUUUAAAUUUGUUCAUGGAUACGGAAGAGGUGUUGAGCUCUCCUGUGCGCGAUUUAAAUCACGGUCUGUGCAAGCUAAGCUUCGGAGAAACUAUUAAUACUUGGGAUUUUUAUAGCGACAAAAGUUUAAAAAUGAAAUUGUCUUUGCAAAGUUGCUUAUUGCAGGACACUCGCAAAGAUUCUGUCGUUGAGAAAAGGAUCAUUCAAUCGCCGGCGAUAUCUUUAGAAAAGAAUUUAGAGUCCUGUAUUUCUGUGUCGAUGUCUCCUAUAGUCGAUGUCACGUACAGUCGUACUCAAGCAGAGGAAAAGUGUUUCGAUGUUCUUAUUCAAGAUAUACGAAUUAAUUUGUCUGUGCCUUUCUUGAUGCAUUUGGGACGUUACUUUCUGGAUUCCUUACCUGGUGAACAGAUAGAGAAAGGAAUUAUUAAUCAUGGAUAUGAUAACAACAACCAGAUGAACCGGAAUGCUUUAAAUGCAGAUAUUGACAAAUUAAAUCGUUCGCAAUAUUUUAAGGAGCAACCAGGUACUUCUAUAUCAAUUAGAAUACAAAAGCCAGACAUCUUUCUAUUCGGUGAUUUGGAGAAGAGUAGCACGCACGUGAUACGAAUGCAGGCAGAAGUGUUUAUUGAAAGUAGCAGACACAGUCGAUCCUCCUCGAUAGUCUGCACUCUGACCAAUGUCAAUGCCAAGACUAAAGGACAGGGGAAUUACGAGUCCCCAUGUUGGUUGUUACGUCCCUGUGAUAUUGAAAUUUGUAAAAAGAAGUUGUCUUGCGGUAAUGAAGAAAUUACCGUUAUUAUAAAUAAUAUUAAUGUACAUCUGUCGGCGGAAGUGAUCCAUACUUUUGUCGACAUAUCGAAUGAAGCAUCGAUUUUCCUGAAUAGUAUUAAUUUGAAAACGGAUGACGACAUCAAUCAGAAUGCAAAUGUGCACAACAAUCUUUGGACCCCAAGAAAAGUUUCUAGUAUACCGUAUAAGAAAACUGACGAAAGUGACGCGGAAUUGUAUCGUCGCCGCAGCGAUCAUGUAACAUUCAAUCUGAGACCCGUACUAAUCUGUUUAUUGUUGGAAAUGGAGCAUCCCAUAGGAAGAUUUCCAGUAAUGAGAACGGAGACUGUCGUCACCACCACUAUUAACGAUUGGCGUAACAAUUUUCAUCUCGAAUCUAACGUAAAACUUCAAGCGUUCUGCUACAAUAGAGCUCACCAGAAUUGGGAGCCAUUCGUAGAGUUUUGCACGAAAGAUGAUGCAAAUUAUAAACCAUGGGACUUUACUAUCAAGAUCUAUCGAGGCGAAGCGAGUAUGAUUAACUCUAAUUGGACGGAUCCUUGUCACCGUAUAAAGCAAGAUCCAAUGAAAUUCAAAAAGAAAGACAUGCGAUACAGUGAAGAAGAUAUGACAGAUAUGACGUUCAUUGGACCUGAUGUUGAUAUGAUCUCUGUCACAAAAACAGAGCCUGAAACUUAUGUCACGUACGAGGAUGAAUCCGACACGGAUGAUGACGAGAGCGAAACGAAGUUAACGAGAAUUUCGAAUUAUUUAUUUAGUAAUGACAGUGACGACGAAGAGAGCGAUUCCGACGAUUCAAGUACAAACGAGGAUGAGGACUUUGAAUUGAUCCUAGAUUGCAAUCCUGAAUGUUAUAAUCCCGUUACAUGUACACCGGCGAAAACAAAUGUCUCCGCACCGCACAUUAUUGUAUAUUCGGAAGACAAAAUUAACAUUACUAUAACGCAAGACAUGAUUGCAAUAUGGAACGCGAUCUUGAACGCGUACACGCAGGCGAGAGGUGGAAUCUUGUUUGUACCCACUAACACGCGAGAAUUGACUGUGCUGAAUGACAUAGGCCACGCGAGUCGAGUGGAAUUGCUUGUUCAAGAAGAAAAAGACGGAAAGAGCGAUACGCGCAUCGUAGCCGCAUACAAUUUUCACGAUGGAAACUCGCCGGUCAGCGUGCCCAGCAGUCCUGAAAACGAACAGGUGGCUGAUCUCACGAGUCCCCAGUGGGCCGGUAAAGAAACCGCUGUGGUGGUGUCGGAGUGUAAAGUUUUUUCCACCGACUCGCCAGUGCACGUCUACAAAUUAAUAACCGGCCAACUCCUUCGUGUCAUCUUUGACGGCUUUGAAGACAUAUUGGUCUAUUGCCCGAAGAAAGAAACGCGUAAUCUCGUAUCGCUUCGUCCUGUGAGACACGAGGUUCGUUAUUACCUGAUAAUAGAAGCAUCGAUAAACACUUAUUUGCACCGUACAAUUUGCGUGCGAUCUCCACUACAGUUUCGAAACGAAACCUCGUACGCAUUAGGACUUUAUUAUAAGAAGGCGGUGAUGGACAAAUUGGGUCUGACGGUAACUGGUGAAACUACGAAUCCUUUCGAUCAUAAUGUGAGAAUGGUGAUUAUAGAACCUGACGCAACUUAUAACAUUCCUCUAUAUAUUGCUUAUCAUUGUCCUAUACAUGUUCUUCCUGCGUAUCUAGAGAAAUAUCAAGUCAGCGAAGAAGGAAUUUAUUGGAAAGAUUUGAGGGAUACAGCAAAUGCGUUUAAAGACGUAUGCUGCGAAGCGAAAGGCGACAAUAAUAGUAAUGUAUUCUGUGUCAGGGCGAUAUGCACGGAAGUCCCGUUAACAACUCGUCCCUCAGGCUGUCAAGUGCCGAAUUACUUGAUAAAUAUCGUACCACCUAUUAUUUUCAAUAAUCAGCUACCCUUCGUCAUCGAUGUCAGUAUACCUGGCAUCAAUUACGAGGUGAAAAUCGAACCCGGAGAGAAAAUAAAUAUGCACUCUCUGAAUCAAAGCAGUAACGUUCAAUUUGUUUUCAAGAUACACAACUAUUUAGGCACGACUUGGAUGGGCGCGGUAAAGCUAAAUAUGAAUCUAGAGCGCAAGUUCGUGUUAAUGUCUGCAGAUAACGAGUCAGAUUUGACGAAGCCUUUUUUGCUGUGCUUAGAGUUGUGCAAAAUUCUCAGCUGGAACAUUAUUAUACAGUCGCAGUAUUGGAUAAUAAAUAAAUCUGGUUUGCCGUUGUUUAUCCAGGAUUGUCAUUCUCAUACAACGUAUGAGAUGCCGGAAGAGGAAUUAAUGGUAUUCUCCCAGAAAAACAAUAAAAAGAGCAUGGUACGAUUAAGAGCCCAUCAAUCCGAAUGGUCAUUGCCAUUUGGACUAGAUGGGAUCACGUCGAUGUCGUUGAUCGUAUGUCGCGAUAUCGAACGCGGACGAAAGUAUCAGAUUUUGACGGAGAUUGAGAGUUCUCGUUUGUCACCGAUUUUCACCAAGAUAAUAACGUUUCUACCGUACAUCUUCAUCUAUAACAAAACUAAAAGAGCCUUGAGAUUCAUGGAGGAGAAUGAAGAGGCCGAUUUAUGGAACGAUCUCUUACCCGGUCAAGAAAUGUCGUUCUGGCCCGCCACUAACUCUAUGAAGAUGAAAGUAAAGUGGAGAAAUAGCCAGUUGGUCUCUCAACACUUUGAUAUUACGCAUGUGGGCAAAACUGUAUUGAGAAUGGAUAACGGGACGGCAUUAUGCGUGGAGAUCGAAGGCGAUGUUAAUACUCCAUACCGCAUAACAUUCCGGAGGUACAUUACUGGCGAUAUACCCGUGAGAGUGGAUAAUCUCUGCGACAAACUGUUUCUGAAACUGAAUCAAGUUGAUUUAGGCCAAGUUGCGCUUCUCAAACCAUUCCAAAGUUUGCUGUACACUUGGGAUGACCCCACUCAAACAAGAGAAUUGAUCUGGAACGUUUACAAUAAUAACGCAGUCGGCUAUAGAGCGCAAUUUGAGACGGACGGCUGCGGGCAUGAAAAGGUAUCCUUCAUAACUAUCGAACGACGCCAUAGCGCGUCUCAUUCUUCUGUCACUCCCAAGUCGCUGGCAAAUACAAAGUCGUGGUCGGAGGAUACGAGCGAAAGUGUCAAUCACGUUGCUAACGCGGAAACCGAGACAAAGUCGCAAACGUUAGAGCACGUGCAUCAGGGUGAAGCAGAGGUUUAUUGGGUGAGCUAUAUGGAAGGUGGUCAACGUGUGCUGCUGUUUACACAGCACGAGAGUGUGUACCUGAAAGCGAGGAGCAUCAUCGAUCCCGAGGCGAGCAAGAGAGAAAUAUUCUUGUCAAUCGCAUCUAUCGGAAUCAGCGUUGUUGUACAAGAAUCCGAUCUUCAUAACGUUAGACGGGAGUUAUUAUACGCUAGUGUGAUCGACUCAGCCGCGCAUUGGGAGCUUUACUUUAGCAAACGAUGGAGGAAUCUUUCGCUAGAACUAAGCGCCUGGUUAGAAAAUAAAUACACGAAUUCUACGAAGACGGCACAACUCGAGAAUUUCAUUGAUGUUGACUUUACAAAAAUGCAAAUGACUAAACCGUUCUUCGGCAAGCUACGAAGGACACAUUCGCCAGGUAUCUGGUUGCAUUGUAGGGAAUCUACGACGCUUUGUUACUUGCAAGGAUACGUUCAUAGGAUACAGAUCGAUAAUCAACUCAGCGAAGCUAUCUUUCCGGUAGUUCUAUAUCCCAACUUGCAAAAGACUUUUGUGAAUUACGCUGGAAGUCGCAGAUUGAAACAUUGCUUAGAGUUCUCGUAUUUGAAACAACGCAAAUUAAGAAGUAUUAUUUACAAAGGAAUAUGCGUCAUCGUCAGGGAAUUCAAUUUGAAUCUAGAAGAGACCUUCCUCUGCUCCUUAAUCAAUUUGAUACCCAAGAAACCGGAAACUAAACACUCGAUCGCCGCGAAACUCAGGAGAGACGUGUCCAACAUGCGUGUUCCUUCGGUUCGCAAAAUUAGUAAUGACACGAACGGCAAGAAGAAAGAUUUAAUAGAGCAGAUAUACAUUUCUCCGAUGGCGUUGCGCUUGAGAUUAUUGGCAAACUCGGAUGGAUCUAACGCACGUAAUUUCAGCAACGUGCUCGGUUAUCACAAUGUUCUUCGAUUUAUCUACGAGUACGCGGAGAAGGGUACGUUUGAGAGGGAUGUUGAAUUCAGAUUGCCCGACUAUCGAAAGAGUUUCAUGGUUGUUAACAACGAUCGAUUCCUCUUGGAUCUUUCUCGCGUUUAUGUAGCCCAGAUUAUGGAACAGUUUCACGUGUUGGUGCGUUUAACUACCGUCCUGGGAAAUCAGUAUGGAUACAACUUUAAGUCGCCAGGGAGCAAUUUCUGCGAGCCGGAUUUGUUACUGAUGUGCGGAGACGAAUCUGCGGAGAAGUUGGCGCACGAGGUCGCAUGCGAACUGGGACAUGCUACGCCCGACGGUAUGCAAGCCUCAUUUUUAAUCGGCCACGACGCUCACACGCUUCAUUACAAGAUGAAAGAUACGAAUUAUCGGAAUCCAGAUGUGCCGCCAUCGGCGUUUUCAGUCGAUCAUUCGUUCGCUACAGAAAUCGAUUUGGAAACCUCCGGUUUGAUCACUACGUCGACGAAUAGCAUUCAUCGAGAAGAAUUAAGAUAUUUCUUCAAAACAUUGGGAAAGAAAACAUCCGUGCUGUUCAAGGCAGAAAGCUCUUGUUUGAAAACUUACUCAAAAGUAAUAGCUGACAUAAUAAAAAGGGCGCAAGAAGUGGGUCUCGUAUCAAGAGUGCGAUUGCCACGGUAUAUUAAUCCACAUUUCGGCGUGGAGUCGUUCUCGACGCACAAAGCGAAGGGAGCGUACCUAUUGAACGCUAUAAGUAAAGGUCACUGCGUUCAGAAUGAUUGUUACUGGGGACACGCUGCGCUUCACAGCGACGGAAAAUACAUUACGCUCGUAUCUCUGCAACGGAUAUACUACAUCGAGAAAGGAAAUACAUGGGGAUCGUGGAACGUGAAAUGGACUUUAGAAACUAAUCAAUUGUUGUCACCACCAACUGUCGCUAAAAACAAACUUGUCUUGCAUAUAACAGAGAACGAGGAAGAAACGUCAUCGUCUAUGGUAGAUUGGUACGUGGAGAGCGAGGCCGCGGAUAUCCUGGAAUGGCUGUGUCGCAAAGUGAACAACACAAUGAUUCUGAACAUGGAGAGCGGUAUUUGUUCCAAAUGAGAAUUGGGAAUUCGUUGACGAGGCCACCGCAAGGGGGAAACAAAGAACAAAGAGGAUGAAGAGAUCGGUGUAUUUACAUAUUUAGUUCAACGUAAUAAAAGUCUAUACGGUGAAUGCAAAAAAGGAAAAA
This is a messenger RNA of Solenopsis invicta (red fire ant), 10382 nucleotides long. RefSeq names its product vacuolar protein sorting-associated protein 13A. Gene Ontology annotation, cellular component: extrinsic component of membrane. Lineage: Eukaryota; Metazoa; Arthropoda; Insecta; Hymenoptera; Formicidae. Gene Ontology annotation, biological process: protein targeting to vacuole; protein retention in Golgi apparatus. The record is from RefSeq and is a predicted model, not a curated record. The transcript has 50 exons. Bases 32 to 10252 code for a protein of 3406 amino acids.